AUGUCUUCUGCUCAUGAUGCCACCACCAAGAUCUCCAUUGACAAGUUCGACGGCGACAACUACGCGACAUGGAGCCGCUAUAUGCGUGGCGUGUUCCUGACCAAGUCGACGUGGCACGUGGUGAACCGGGAGACGUCGCCGACCUACGCGGACGAUCGCGCCAUGGACGACUACGUCAAGGCCAACAACGUCGCUUUCGGACUGAUGUUGCUGCACAUGGACGCAGACUACCAUCACAUCGUCGAUGACUGUGAAGAGGCGUGGGUCGCGUGGGCGCGUUUGGAGACGCUGUACGGCGGAUCGCAGAAGGCUGGAAGCAUCUACUUGAAGCGCCAGCUGUUCAGCAUGGAGAUGGCGGAUGGCGGAAAUGUGAUGCAUCAUUGCAACGAAGUCCUCAACAUCAGCACGAAGCUCAGCAGCAUCGGCGCCAAGAUGGAGGACGAGGACGUGGCGAUCUGCUUGUUGCGCAGCCUCCUUAAGAGCUAUGAGAACGUCGUCCUUAUUUUGGAGAUGAGCAGCGCGGAACUGCAAUCGCGAGACGUCGUGAGAGUGCUCACGAAUGAGCACAUCAAGAGGCAAGGUGACAAGACGACAUCGGUGAAGACUGAAGACGCGGCAAAGGCAAGGACGAAAAUCAAGGUGGAGCUCGACGCGGUGGCAUCAACGCUCGUGGACGCGGAGCCAACAACGUUCAGUGGCGAAUCAACAGCAACUACGACGACAACUACGAUCGAGUUGCGUUCGCGGUUUCGCUGGAGGCUGGACUUUCGACGGGCAAGAAUAUGCCAGGGAUGUGGGCAGUCGACAGCGGUGCGACGCAUAACAUCUGCAGCGAACAAGGCCAAGUUUGCAAGCCUGAAUGAGCGAGAGGAAGGCGAACUAUCAGUGGCUGAUGGCAGCAAGGCUGCGAUCAAGGGUGUGGGAACCAUCAUGGAACGGGUGGUUCUGUCCACUGGUGACGAACGCGACAUUGAGAUCAAGGACGCAUUGUUCGUACCAAGUAUGAGCAAGAAUCUGCUUUCGGUGCCACAGAUCAACAAGGGUGGCAGGUUCCAAGUCGUGUUCGAUGGAUCCAAGAUGCAAGUGAAGCGCAAGAAUUCCACACAAGUCGUGGCAACAGCGGAUCUCGUCGAUGGACUUUACUGGCUGCGGACUCCUCAACGAUCGGCAAAUGCAGCAACACGCAAUGGUACUAUCGACUUGCAUGCGCGUAUGGGUCAUGCACCCCUCGAAGUUCUGCGCAAGAUGGCGGCCACUGGCAUGAUCAAGGACGCCAAAGGCACCUCUCAACUCGACUGGUCCAAGUGGUGUGUCACGGUUGCCAGCAAGGAAAAAUGGUCCAAAACCCAUUCCCAAGCAAUCGUGACAAACGCCAAUAUGGUGUCCAGCGGUUGCAUGAAGGGCUUCUGUCUGCGGUCCAAGUCUGAGAGUGAAUACUGUAUCAUGAACCACAUUAUCAAGAUUCAAACUCAGUUCGGCACGAAGAUCAAGUUUGUUCGGCACGAUGGAGCGUAUGAGUUUGCGACCAACUCCAUCAAGACCUUCUACGAAGAUCAUGGUAUCGAACAACAGGUCACGGUGCCGUAUGCACACCAGACCAACGGCACCGCAGAACGCGCGAUAAGGACCAUCGUCACGAUCGGACGCAUCUUGUUGCAUCAUGCAAAGCUGGAGAAGUGUUUCUGGGCUGAAGCGGCAAUGAAGGCGAUCUACAUCAAGAACCGCCUGCCUUCACCCAAGAUCGACCACAAGACUCCGUUCGAGAUCGUGUACAAGUCGAAACCAAGUGUCAAGCACAUGCGCGUGUUUGGAUGUCGGGCGUUUAUCCUGACACCAAGGGAGAAGCGAUUGAAGUGGGACCCGAAGGCUCGUGAAGGGAUAUUCAUGGGCUACGAAGAAGCGUCAAAAGCUUAUCGAGUGUACGACAUUGAGGCGGGCCAAGUGGUGAUCAGUCGUGACAUCACCUUCGACGAAUCGACUUUUGACUUUUCGAUGGACCGACCAAGUGACGAUGAUGAAGAUGCGCAGUUGGACCUCGACCUCCUGGCGAUCAACGAGGACGACGUGCGUCAAACCGUCUACAAGAAGACUGGCAAGCGCAAGAGUGAAGCAAGACCCGGCAUGUCACGUUCAGAUCGCCCUCGAACUGGGUUGGAACAAGCAAGUGCGCCGGAACACGUCUCCAGCCGUCACCAGAAACGACGAUCAAGUGCUCCAGAAACGAUGUCUGAUGACGAAGAAGAUGCAAGCGUCUACGAUCAAGAUGACGACUCGACGCCUCCAACAUUUUGGCGUGCAAGUGCAAACGCAAUGGAAGCAACGGACCUAGCAGAACCUGUGACUUUUCAAGACGCGAUCAAUGGUCCUGAUCAAGCUCACUGGCGAAAUGCUGUGAAGGCGGAACUCAAGUCGAUGCAUAUUCUCGGAGUUUUCCGUGCGGCAAAACUGCCAAGAGGCCAAGGCGCGAUCGGCACCAAGUGGGUGUUUAAGAUUAAGCGCAAAGCGGAUGGAUCGGUCGAGAAAUACAAGGCGCGUCUCGUUGCCAAGGGCUUCAAGCAGAAGUACGGCAUCGACUACACAGAGACGUUUUCGCCCGUGGUCAAGUACGUGACACUGCGCAUGGUGAUCGCGAUCACCAAGUAUUUCGACUGGCCACUGGACCAGCUCGAUGUGGUGACAGCCUUUCUCUACGGAGUGAUGAAGGAGAAGGUGUACUGCGUGAUACCAGAAGGCGUCGAGAUGGAUGGCGACUUCGACUGUCUCGAGUUAGUGAAGGCGAUCUACGGUCUCAAGCAAGCUUCACGUGUGUGGAACGAGACUUUCGACGACUCGCUCGAGUUGAUUGCGCAGACGAAGGCCGACCUCAAGACACGUUUCGAGGUGACCGACAGUGGCAAGUGUACUUUUGUACUGGGCAUCGAACUGGUGGACGAAUCGGAUGGCAGCGUGACGAUGUGCCAGCGACGAUAUGUCAACGACAUCCUCAAGCGUUUCGGCAUGCAUGAGUGCAAGGCCACAGCAAGUCCGGUCGACUUGAGCACUCGGAUUGUCGCAAGCAGCGAAGCGGCCAAUAUCGAUGUUCCGUUUCGUAAAGCAGUGGGAACUUUGAUGCACUUGACGACUGCGACGCGCCCGGACAUUGCGUAUGCUGUGGAGUACGUCUCGCGCUUCAUGGAGAAUCCGCAGCAAGAACAUUGGACGGCGGUGAAGCGCAUCUUUCGUUACUUGCAAGGGACCAAGUCGCACGGACUCCGCUUCCAGCCAAGCGACAAGAUCGACUUUCGUGGCUACACGGACGCGGACUGGGCCGGCGACCACGCUGAUCGCAAGUCGACUUCGGGUUACAUGCUGAUGGGUGCUCCUGUGAGUUGGGGAAGCAAAAAGCAGUCAAGCGUGUCACUGUCGACAAGUGAAGCGGAAUACAUCGCCCUGAGUCUGGUCAUCCAGGAAGGCAAGUGGGUGCAUCGCCUGCUAUGCGAGAUUUUGGCGGCCGCAAACGAACCAGGACCAGACCUCGUCAUCCCCAAGCAUAUCGACAUCAAGUACCAUCACAUCCGUGAUGAGGUCAAGCGCGGUGAAGUGCAGCUCGAGUAUUGCGAGGCUUCCGUGAUGAUGGCGGACAUCAUGAUCAAGGGACUUUCGGGACCUCGCCACAAGGACUUGACGACGGCUCUCGGCAUUCGUGCGAGUUCGGAUUAA
This is a messenger RNA of Peronospora matthiolae, 3699 nucleotides long. The record is from the annotation of a GenBank genome assembly. NCBI's taxonomy places the organism in Eukaryota, Oomycota, Peronosporomycetes, Peronosporales, Peronosporaceae.